GAGAAAUAAAAAUUUCCCACAAAUAAAUAUUUUUGUUGGAUGAGAAAAAUACUUUAUUUUUUGUUCUUUUGAAUUACCUCAAGGAUUACUAAGAAUACUUGUGGAAUAGCCGAUUAUAUUGAUGAGUGAAUCUCCUGCAAGAUGUCAUGAUAUAAACAUAAAUAUUCCCUUUUCCUAAUAAACCAAUAAAAUAUGCAUCGAACCAAAAAGAGGUCAAUAGUGACCUCUCUAAAACAUACAGAACUCAGGUCAGCGAUACCCAAUAAAAGGAAACAUCAUAAGGUGCGAUUAAAAUUCGAAACGAUCCUCAUGGGACUCCGAAGCCUUAGUCGCAUAGUAAUACUGUUAGUAUUAGUACAAAAUGUUCAAGCCAAUCGCCCGCCACGUUUCAUUAUUGAAGGUCAAUCGGAGAUUGUGCUGCGUUUGAAAGAGAGUCCAGAGACGGAAGUUGGUACCUUAAUUUACACCCUCAAGGGCUAUGAUCCCGACAAUGAUCCCCUGACAUUUGGCAAAAGGCCAUCGGCCGACAGUGAAGUAAUACGCAUCGAAAACAAAGGUUCCAAUGAGGCCUAUGUUUAUUUAGCCAAAGAAUUGGAUAGAGAAACUCAGGAUGAAUACUCAAUAGUUUUAACGCUAACCGAUAACCACUACAACGACUACAAUUAUGUGACUCAAAGUUUCCUGCUCUUGGUGGAAGAUAUCAAUGAUAAUGCCCCAAUAUUUUUACCCUAUCAAAGUGCUAUUGAAAUACCGGAAAAUAGUGAACCUGGUAUUAUUACAUCCCUAGAGGCCGUCGAUGCCGAUGAGGGAGCCUAUGGUCAGGUGGUUUAUUAUUUGCAGGAAUUGGAGGGCGACAACGAUAUGUUUGCCAUUACCACAAAUCAGGGCAAGGGGGUAUUGAGUUUAAGCGGCCAAUUGGAUUAUGAGAGUAAGGCCUUGUAUCAAUUAAGAGUCUUGGCAGUGGAUCGUGCCAAUCAGGGUCCAGUGAAUACAGGGACGGCAGCUAUUUUGAUAAAAGUCAAAGAUGUGGAAGAUCAACCACCGGAAUUUGUGAAAGUCCAGCCAGUGGCGAGAAUAGCCGAAGAUGCUCCUGUGGGAACGAGGGUAAUGCGCGUCCUCUGUGUUGAUGGAGAUCGUGGUAUUAAUAAUCCCAUAGCCUAUGAAUUGGAAUCGAAUGAGUUGUUUGCCAUUGAGCGUAACACGGGUUGGAUAUAUACAAUACGGGAGUUGGAUCGUGAGGAUCCCAGUAAUCAAGUGAAUGGAGCUUAUAUACUGAAAAUCACUGCCAAAGAAAUAUCAAAGAAUCCCCACGCAUCGCCGCAAUCGUCCCAGGUGAGAACAGAGGUAACCAUUAUUGUAUCCGAUGUCAACGAUGAAAUUCCCACCUUCGGAGAAUCCAUCUAUCGCUGUGAGGUCAAUGAAAAUGCCCAAUCAAAUACUCCGCUGAAUUUCAUUGAUGGAGACAUUCGCCAUUUUGUCUACGACCGAGAUGUGGGUAAUAAUGGUACAUUUCGUCUAUUUCUGGACCCACCCAAUGAUCUCUUUGAAAUCGUACCCGAUAUUGCUGUGAAUGAGGCAAGCUUUAUGAUCCGUGUCAAAAAUCCCAAAGCUCUCGAUUAUGAGCAGUUGAAGGAGAUCAAUUUCACGCUUUUUGCCCGAGAAGUCGAUGAACCGAGUCGUUACUCCUCGGCUCAUAUACAAAUUUUCAUCAGAGAUCAAAAUGAUAAUUUUCCAGAGUUUUCCCAGAAUAUAUACAAUGUUUCACUGGCAGAGAAUAGUGAAAUUGGCACUACGGUGGCCAAAAUUGAGGCCAGUGAUGUGGAUUCGGGUGACUAUGGGACAUUGGGUAUAAGAUAUCUUAAUCUGAGGGGUGGGAUUGCCCAUUUAUUGCAUUUAAAUCCCAUAAACGGCGUGGUUACCAUCAAACAAUCCGGUGGUUCGGCAUUUGAUCGUGAAAUCGUAUCACGACAUUACAUGACCGUUGAAGCCAUUGACAAUCUUGGUCAGGGAAAUCGCAACACUGCCCAAUUAAUAAUUAACAUUGAAGAUCUAAACGACAAUGCUCCCACAUUUCUACAACGCCAGUAUGAAACUACUCUACUGGAAAAUAAACUAGAAUUUGAACACCCCCUACAAUUGGAGGCCCGUGACAAUGACCUGAAUGGCACAGAGAACAGUCAAAUAACCUAUGAAAUUGUUGAGGGAAUGUAUCGUGCAAAUUUCUCCAUAGAUCCAGAAUUGGGUAUUCUUCGGCCACUUAAUUCCUUCGAUUAUGAACGUUUGGUAGAACAUAAACCCCAUCACCACCAUCAUCAUCAUUCACAGGAACAGAAAGCCGAUAAGGGAGUUCGAGUUCUAGAUUUAAUGGUGAGGGCCCGUGAUUCCGGCAUCCCAAUGUUAUCGACCGUUGUCUCUGUACUCAUCUAUGUCCAAGAUAUCAAUGAUAAUCCACCCAUAUUCCUGAAAAAUUUCUAUUCAAAAAGUAUACCCGAAGAUUUGGCAGGUGGUAGCUCUGUGCUGCAAGUCGCUGCCAUAGAUCGUGAUGGCUCAGCACCAAAUAAUGUUAUAGUUUAUCGCAUUCAAUCGGGAGCCCAGGAUAAAUUUGUAAUAAAUUCGGAGUCGGGUAUUAUAUCGGUGGCUCAUGGUGCUAAUUUGGAUCCAGACUUAACGGAAAAUAAAACAACUCAAUACAGUCUGGCUGUGCUUGCCAUUGAUGGAGGCAUUGGAAAUUCCCAGCUCAUGAAUACGGCCACCGUUAAUAUAACCAUUAAAGAUGUGAACAACAAAUUACCAAUUCUUGCAGAGUUACCAACAAUACAAAUUAUUGAAAAUACCCCGGUGGGGACGCAAAUCUACAAAAUCGUAGCCAAUGACUCCGACGAGAACCCGAUAAUACGUUAUAAAAUUAAUGCCCACAAUUCGGAGGCACGUAACGAGGAGGGUACGAUAGUAAAACAAAGUGAAUACGAUUAUAUAUCCAUAUUUGAUUUGGAUCCCAUUGAUGGCACCCUACAACUGAUGAAAUUAAUUGAUCGGGAACGUGUCGAACAUAUAAAACUGGCUAUUGUUGUGGAGGAUUUGGCUGCUGCCAAGGGACGGCAGGUGGUGGAAAGUUUCUUGACCAUACAGGUGGCCGAUGAAAAUGAUAAUAAUCCGAAAUUCAAACAGCCAUUCUAUAAGAAAUCCAUAACUGAGAAUAGUAUGAAUGGUGUGUUGAUUGCCAAUGUGAUUGCCUAUGAUAUUGAUAAGAAUCGUACCAUAACCUAUAGUUUGGAGGGUAACCCCUUGAUACGACAAAUGAUCCAUAUGGAUUCACAUACCGGAGAAAUUGUGGUGGCCAAUAAAAUCGAUCAUGAACAAUAUCAAUGGUUGAAUUUUUCGGUGAGAGCCACCGAUUCUGGGGUACCGCCAAGAUCUUCACUGGUCGAUGUGUUCGUCUCGGUCCUAGAUGAAAACGAUAAUAAUCCAUAUUUUAUUGGUGGCUCAAAAAAUUACAGUAUUAGUGAAUCGGCGGUGGUGGGCACUCGAAUUGGUACCAUACAAGCGGCCGAUGCUGAUUCUGGGGAUUUUGGAAAAAUCACAUUUCUAAUGGAUCGCAUAAGUUCUCAGGGCAAAUUUUCCAUUGAUGCUGAUACGGGUGUUUUGAGUGUCAUCGACAAAUUAGAUCGAGAGGCAAAGGAUUUCUAUAUGCUGGUCAUUGAGGCGUGGGAUAAUUAUCAAUUCGGAUUUUUGGCUGGUGAAAGUCGUAAUGCAUUCAAGCAGGUUUUUAUUACAAUUUUGGAUGAAAAUGACAAUGUUCCCGAGGUAUCUAUGCCCUCAUCGUGUGUUUUGAUAACCGAAUAUCAUGAAUUGAAUGAAAAAAUCGCCAUCAUCAAAGGCAAAGAUGCCGAUGAUCCUCAAACACCAAACGGAAGAUUGGAAUUUAAAAUAACCAAAGGAAAUCAAGAGGAUUUAUUUGAACUGCGACAGAUUGAUGCCUGGAAUGCACACAUUUAUGCCCGAACAUCUUUACGCAAUCGUUAUGGGAAUCAUUCGCUGACAAUAACGACACGCGAUUUGGGUGCACCACCAAAUAUCGUUACCAAAAUACUCGACAUUUGUAUAUCCGAUUUUAAUGAUCAUGCUCCAGUGUUUAUACAACCGCUACACAAUACAACGGUGCGAGUUCCAGAAAAUGCCACAGUGGGUUCACUAAUACUCCAGGUAAUGGCCACCGAUGAGGAUAUUGGUAUGAAUGCUUUGGUCCACUAUCGCCUUAAACCUGAUCCCCUGGGUAGUUAUAAACUCUUCGAAUUGGAUUCGGAAACGGGACAUUUAUUUUUGAAAGAACCACUGGAUCGUGAUAAGCAGAAGAUUCAUGAGAUACGCAUCGAGGCCUAUGAUCAGGGUUUGCCGACCUCCUUGAGCACCGAUUUGGAUUUGACCAUUUACAUACGUAAUGUAAAUGAAUAUGAGCCACAAUUUAUUGUAGAUGAAAUUGCUGUCAAUUUUACUGAACAUGCUGAUCCUGGCGCGGAACGAGUCAAACUUCCUGACACCAUUGAUAAAGAUGAAGUCGACGAUCUAGAUGAUCCUCCUAGUCAGGUGUGUUAUUUCAUUGUGAAAGGGAAUGAUGAAGAAAAUUUCCAUUUGGAUCCCGAGACACAUAUUUUGACAACCCAAAAACAAUUGGAUCGAGAAGUUCAAGCAUUCUAUAAUCUAUAUGUUAAGGCAACGGAAAAUUGCAAUGAACCGGGAACAGAUUUCGAUGUGGCCUCCAACAAAAAAUUAGACAUUGAUAUAGAUUAUGAACCUACGAGGCCACACAAUCGACGACAAGGAGGUUUUCUUCGUAACAAAGAAGGUUACGAUCGUUACAAACAUUCAAGAAAUUUACGAUCUAUUGGAAAUGUGACCGACGUCGGCGGCAGUAGCAGCAGCAGUGAGGAACUAUUGAUGACGGAUAGCACCGUUGUCAGGGUGCGGGUACACGUUUUGGACAUCAACGAUAAUCCACCAAAAUUUCGUUCGAAAAUUUUUACGGGUGGCAUAACAACAAGUGCUGAUUUUGGCACACGAUUUAUGCGCGUCGAAGCUGAGGAUUUGGACGAGGGACCAAAUGCCAUAAUUAACUAUUAUCAAGUGGGUGAAAUAAGACAAACCCUAUCAGAGGGUUUGGAAAAUAUACGCGCCUCACCAUUUCUUGUGGAUCAGCAGACGGGAGAAAUCCAGCUAAAUUUUGAUCCACAAAAAGGCAUGAAAGGUUAUUUUGAUUUUAUGGUCCUUGCCAAUGACACAGUAGGCAUGAAAGAUGUGGCCCAUGUUUUUAUCUACCUCCUGAGGGAAGACCAAAAAGUUCGCUUUGUAUUUCGUCUCCAACCAAAUGAGUUGAGGGAUAAAAUACAAAUGUUUAGAGAAAAUCUUAGCAACAUCACAGACACCAUAGUCAACAUAGAUGAGAUUAAAGUCCAUGAGAACAAAGAUGGUUCCGUGGAUAAAACCAAAACGGACUUGUAUAUGCAUUUGGUGGGCAAAGAAGAUAAUUCCAUUUACGAAGUAGCCGACGUCUUAAAUCUCAUCGAUACUCAUAUAGAACAUUUGAAUGGUCUAUUCAAGGAUUUGAACGUGUUAGAUACACAGCCUGCUGAGGCCCAGUUAUUGCAGGCUGGUCAACAAGCAAAUGCCAUGUAUAUUUGGUUGGUUUUUACAAAUCUCUUUUUGGCCACACUGCUGGUUGUUACCUUGGGUUUGUGCGCUUCUCAACGCAGUGGCUAUAAACGUCAGUUAAGGGCGGCUAAAGUCAAUAUUUUUCGUAACUCUUCACUAUCUUUACAAAAUCCUCAUGAACCCACGACACGUGUACCAAAUACCAACAAGCACAGUGUGCAAGGCUCUAAUCCCAUUUGGUUAAAGGGUUAUGAAAAUGAAUGGUUUAAAACCGAUGAAAAUUUAAGUCAAAGUGGUCACGAUAGUUUGGACGAUAAUUUCCUAGCUGUGGGUACACCAAAUAUUCAAGAAACUCUAAAGGGCACGGCAAAGCUUUUUAAUCACACAAACGAUUUGAAUCGUCACUUUAAUGUUUACAAUCAAAUCGAUAAAUUAACAAAUAAUGCUCAAAUACUUGCAAGGAAAUUGGAAACAACUGAAUUAUAAGGGGUGCAAAGUCUAUAAUCUAUAGUUUUAAGACGAUUAGUUUAGGUUAUUUAUUUAUUAAGUUAAGUAAUAUAUUUUUGUAAAUAAAGAAAAACUUUUUAUACAUACCAA
Molecule: messenger RNA, 6243 nt
Organism: Musca domestica (house fly)
Lineage: Eukaryota; Metazoa; Arthropoda; Insecta; Diptera; Muscidae
Product: cadherin-23
Exons: 13
Coding region: 193-6132 (1979 amino acids)
Biological process (GO): homophilic cell-cell adhesion
Cellular component (GO): plasma membrane
Molecular function (GO): calcium ion binding
Source: RefSeq, a predicted model, not a curated record